CUCCCCCAGCGCGUAUGCUCGGCGGUCCGGUCAGCUAGAGCGUCCCUCCUACUGGGCGCCGCGUGUGACCUUCUCGGUUGCGGAGCGAUGCUGCCGGCGGCCGCAAGCCUCCUAUGGGGGCCGCGUCUUAGGCUUCGAGCCGCCGCCCUCCGCCUCGCCAGGCAACAGGUACCUCGCGUCUGCUCCGUGCGCCUGAUGAGAUGCAGCAGCCAUCGAGGGGGGGAGGCCCUUGCUGGUGCCCCCCUGGAUGACACCCCCAAGGAGUACCCCCCCAAGAUCCAGCAGCUGGUCCAGGACAUUGCCAGCCUCACGCUGCUGGAGAUCUCAGACCUCAACGAGCUCCUGAAGAAAACGUUGAAGAUCCAGGAUGUGGGGUUCAUGCCGAUGGGUGGCAUGGUGCCUGGUGCUGCCCCUGCCGCAGCAGCCCCCGAGGCAGCAGAAGAAGACAUCCCCAAACAAAAAGAACGGACGCAUUUCACCGUCCGCCUGACAGAGGCAAAACCCGUGGACAAGGUGAAGCUGAUCAAGGAAAUCAAGAACUUCGUCCAGGGCAUCAACCUCGUCCAGGCAAAGAAGCUGGUGGAAUCCCUGCCUCAGGAAAUCAAAGCCAACGUGGCCAAGGCCGAGGCCGAGAAGAUCAAGGCGGCCCUAGAGGCAGUGGGCGGCACCGUGGUUCUGGAGUAGCCGCCCAGAGGACUGUGGACAGGGGUCCCGGGCCCCGAGGGGGGCUCUACCUGCUCCUCGCGAAGCACCCAGGCUCAGCGGACAGAGUG
Molecule: messenger RNA, 773 nt
Organism: Mesoplodon densirostris (Blainville's beaked whale)
Lineage: Eukaryota; Metazoa; Chordata; Mammalia; Artiodactyla; Ziphiidae
Gene: MRPL12
Product: mitochondrial ribosomal protein L12
Exons: 5
Coding region: 88-684 (198 amino acids)
Biological process (GO): mitochondrial transcription; translation
Cellular component (GO): ribosome; mitochondrial large ribosomal subunit
Molecular function (GO): structural constituent of ribosome
Source: RefSeq, a predicted model, not a curated record